This is a messenger RNA of Anopheles nili, 1446 nucleotides long. RefSeq names its product 40S ribosomal protein S6 (gene RpS6). Gene Ontology annotation, biological process: translation. Gene Ontology annotation, molecular function: structural constituent of ribosome. The transcript has 3 exons. Lineage: Eukaryota; Metazoa; Arthropoda; Insecta; Diptera; Culicidae. The record is from RefSeq and is a predicted model, not a curated record. The coding region runs from base 27 to 1280 and encodes 417 amino acids. Gene Ontology annotation, cellular component: ribosome.
CGAGUGUAUGGGAAUAGACGUGUAAAAUGAAGUUGAAUGUAUCGUUUCCCGCCACGGGGGCUCAAAAGACCUUCGAGAUCCCCUCGGAUGACCACAAGCUGCGUCAAUUCUAUGACAAGCGUAUGGGCACGGAACUCGCCGCCGACCAUCUCGGCGAGGAAUGGAAGGGAUACGUGCUGAAGAUUGCCGGUGGUAACGAUAAGCAGGGAUUUCCGAUGAAACAGGGUGUCCUGACGAACACUCGUGUGCGUCUGCUGUUGAAGAAGGGCCACUCGUGCUACCGUCCCCGUCGUACCGGAGAGCGCAAGCGUAAGUCAGUGCGCGGUUGCAUCGUCGACCAAAACCUGUCUGCCCUGGCGUUGGUCAUCGUCCGCAAGGGAGAGAAAGACAUUCCCGGACUGACUGACGUGAACGUGCCCCGUCGACUCGGACCCAAGCGUGCGAGCAACAUCCGCAAGCUGUACAAUCUGGGCAAGGAGGACGAUGUGCGUCACUACGUCGUAAAGCGGCCGCUUCCGGUCAAAGAGGGUCAGAAGCCGCGCUUCAAGUCCCCCAAGAUUCAGCGACUGAUUACGCCGGUGGUGCUGCAGCGCAAGAGACACCGUCUGCUUAUCAAGAAGCGCCGUUCCGAGGCUCGCCGUGAGGCGGAAGCUCAGUACGUGCGCCUGUUGACGCUGCGUCGUCGCCAGGAGCGCGUACGCCGUCGUUCUCGUUUGUCCUCGAUGCGUGAUUCGCGUAGCUCCAUCACGUCGGAGAAAGACAAGAAGUCGCUGGCCGUCGCCAAGAAAAAGGAAGCUGCCUCCAAGAAGGAGACCUCGAAGAAGGAAGCCGCCCCCGCCAAGAAAGCAACCACCAAGAAGGAUGCUGGAAAGGCCGGCAAGAAGGAAGUGAAGAAGGAUGGCAAGAAGGAGGUGAAGAAAGACGCGAAGAAGGACACCAAGAAGGAUGCCAAGGACACCAAGAAGGAUGUCAAGAAGGACGGCAAAAAGGAGGUCAAGAAGGAAGUGAAGAAGGAGGUCAAGAAGGAGGAGAAGAAGCCGGCAGCAGCCACUGCCAAGAAGGCGGCGGCGGGCGCCAAGCCCGAUGCCAAGAAGGCCGCCCCGAAGACCGAGGGCAAGAAGCCGGCGGCGUCGGCCGGUGGGGAUAAGAAGCCUGCAGCCAAGAAGGAAGCUCCGGCGGCGAAGAAGGAAGCCCCGAAGCGCAAGCCCGAGCCAGCCCAGAAGGGAGAGGCUAGUGCGGCUAAGAAGGAGAAGAAACAGCAGCAGCAGAAGAAGAAGUAAACAGGGCGAGAUAAAAACGGUUCCGGCAUCACCUCCGGCGCACUGAAUUCCGAUUCUGUCUCUGAACCUGCGCCCGAUUUCCUUCCGGGUUCGCUAGUAGGGGUUUUGUAAUUUAAUCUUAAACGAUAUGAAAAACACAAUACAAAGGUUAAGAUAAAGGAUCGGA